Molecule: messenger RNA, 8597 nt
Organism: Meriones unguiculatus (Mongolian gerbil)
Lineage: Eukaryota; Metazoa; Chordata; Mammalia; Rodentia; Muridae
Gene: Hrnr
Product: hornerin
Exons: 3
Coding region: 65-7858 (2597 amino acids)
Biological process (GO): establishment of skin barrier
Cellular component (GO): keratohyalin granule; cornified envelope
Molecular function (GO): calcium ion binding; transition metal ion binding
Source: RefSeq, a predicted model, not a curated record
AGCAACAUCAGUCUCCAUCCUACUGUUCCUCUGGUGAACCAGGUUAACUUGAAGUUGCAACAAGAUGCCUCAACUCCUGCAAGGCAUUGUCUCUGUCAUCAAUGUUUUCUACCAAUAUGCCACUGAACAUGGGGAAUGUGACAUGUUGAGCAAAAAAGAGAUGAAAGAACUUCUGGAAAAUGAGCUUCACCAAAUUCUGAAGAAUCCAGAUGAUCCAGACACUGUAGAUAUCAUCAUGCUAAGUCUGGAUCGUGAUCAUAAUAACAAAGUGGAUUUUAUUGAGUAUCUUCUGAUGGUAGUCAAGUUGGUUCAGGCUUGUAAUAAAAUUAUUGGCAAAGAUUACUGCCUAGCUUCAGGGUCAAAGCAGAAAGAUCAAAGUCACCAGCACCAAGAGGAACAGAGUGAAAACGAAAACAAAGAGCAAAAUAUAUCUUCAAGUUAUUCAAGUUCUAGUGCAGGAGAGAAUGACUCUUAUUCCAUUGGCUCAAGAGAAAGCAAUAAAUAUGAGUCUAAGUCUACUUCAAGAACACCAAGGUAUGGGAAUCAGGAAAGUACUGAAGAAAUAACAAACUCAAGGCAUUUCAAAUAUACUGAAGAAUAUGAACAGGGUCAGCAUGGACCAGAAUCAACCCAUUCAUCUAAACACAAGAGAGGGAGAUGUAGAUCAAGGAAAGCUUCUGACUUCCAACAACAUGGCUCUGCAUCAAGACAGUAUUCUACCUCAAGUACACAAGGAUCUGGUCAGUCUUCUGGUAUUGAAAAAUGUGGCACGUCAUCACACCAAUCAUCAGCCUGCAGUUCAGGGGAGUCUACUAGCUAUGGACAACAAGGGUCAUCAGGAACAAGCCAGUCAUCUAGUCACAGGCCAAGCCGGUCUAGCUCAUCAGAGUCUUUUGGCUCCCAACAGUAUGGGUCUGGCUCAAGAGGAGCUUCUGGCUUCAGUCAACAUGGAUCUGGGCAAAGCCAGUCUUCUCGUGGUGGCCAGCAUGGUUCUUUCUCUGGACAGUCAGCAGGCUCUAGUCAACAUGGAUCUUGUUGCGGUCAGUCCUCUAGCUACGGUCAGCAGGAAUCUGGCUCAGGUCAGUCUCCCAGCUUUGGCCAGCAGAGCUCUCACUCUGGUCAGUCUUCCCACUAUGGCACAGGCAACUCAGGGUCAAGACAGUCUUCUAGCCACAGGAGACACAGCUCUGGCUCAGGACAGCCUUCUGGUUUAGGUCAGUAUGGGUCUACAUCAGGACAGGCUUCUGGCUCCAGCAGGCAAGGAUCUGGACAAGGUCAGUCAUCUAGUACCGGACAAUAUGGUACUUCAUCAGGACAGUCUUCAGGAUGUGGUUCAGGUCAGUCCACUAGCUAUGGACAACAAGGGUCAUCAGGAAGAAGUCAGUCAUCUAGUCACAGGCCAAGCCGGUCUAGCUCAUCAGAGUCUUUUGGCUCCCAACAGUAUGGGUCUGGCUCAAGAGGAGCUUCUGGCUUCAGUCAACAUGGAUCUGGGCAAAGCCAGUCUUCUCGUGGUGGCCAGCAUGGUUCUUUCUCUGGACAGUCAGCAGGCUCUAGUCAACAUGGAUCUUGUUGCGGUCAGUCCUCUAGCUACGGUCAGCAGGAAUCUGGCUCAGGUCAGUCUCCCAGCUUUGGCCAGCAGAGCUCUCACUCUGGUCAGUCUUCCCACUAUGGCACAGGCAACUCAGGGUCAAGCCAGUCUUCUAGCCACAGGAGAAGCAGGUCUACAUCACGGGAGUCUUUUGGCUCUCAACAGUAUGGGUCUGGCUCAAGAGGAGCUUCUGACUUCGGUCAACAUGGAUCUGGGCAAAGCCAGUCUUCUCGUGGUGGCCAGCAUGGUUCUUUCUCUGGACAGUCAACAGGUAGUCGUCAGCAUGGGUCUGGCUCCAGCCAGUCCUCUAGCUAUGGUCAGCAGGAAUCUGGCUCAGGUCAGUCUCCCAGCUUUGGCCAGCAGAGCUCUCGUUCUGGUCAGUCUUCCCACUAUGGCACACACAACUCAGGGUCAAGCCAGUCUUCUCACCACAGGAGACACAGCUCUGGCUCAGGACAGCCUUCUGGUUUAGGUCAGUAUGGGUCUACAUCAGGACAGGCUUCUGGCUCCAGCAGGCAAGGAUCUGGACAAGGUCAGUCAUCUAGUACCGGACAAUAUGGUACUUCAUCAGGACAGUCUUCAGGAUGUGGUUCAGGUCAGUCCACUAGCUAUGGACAACAAGGGUCAUCAGGAAGAAGUCAGUCAUCUAGUCACAGGCCAAGCCGGUCUAGCUCAUCAGAGUCUUUUGGCUCCCAACAGUAUGGGUCUGGCUCAAGAGGAGCUUCUGGCUUCAGUCAACAUGGAUCUGGGCAAAGCCAGUCUUCUCGUGGUGGCCAGCAUGGUUCUUUCUCUGGACAGUCAGCAGGCUCUAGUCAACAUGGAUCUUGUUGCGGUCAGUCCUCUAGCUACGGUCAGCAGGAAUCUGGCUCAGGUCAGUCUCCCAGCUUUGGCCAGCAGAGCUCUCACUCUGGUCAGUCUUCCCACUAUGGCACAGGCAACUCAGGGUCAAGCCAGUCUUCUAGCCACAGGAGAAGCAGGUCUACAUCACGGGAGUCUUUUGGCUCUCAACAGUAUGGGUCUGGCUCAAGAGGAGCUUCUGGCUUCGGUCAACAUGGAUCUGGGCAAAGCCAGUCUUCUCGUGGUGGCCAGCAUGGUUCUUUCUCUGGACAGUCAACAGGUAGUCGUCAGCAUGGGUCUGGCUCCAGCCAGUCCUCUAGCUAUGGUCAGCAGGAAUCUGGCUCAGGUCAGUCUCCCAGCUUUGGCCAGCAGAGCUCUCGUUCUGGUCAGUCUUCCCACUAUGGCACACACAACUCAGGGUCAAGCCAGUCUUCUCACCACAGGAGACACAGCUCUGGCUCAGGACAGCCUUCUGGUUUAGGUCAGUAUGGGUCUACAUCAGGACAGGCUUCUGGCUCCAGCAGGCAAGGAUCUGGACAAGGUCAGUCAUCUAGUACCGGACAAUAUGGUACUUCAUCAGGACAGUCUUCAGGAUGUGGUUCAGGUCAGUCCACUAGCUAUGGACAACAAGGGUCAUCAGGAAGAAGUCAGUCAUCUAGUCACAGGCCAAGCCGGUCUAGCUCAUCAGAGUCUUUUGGCUCCCAACAGUAUGGGUCUGGCUCAAGAGGAGCUUCUGGCUUCAGUCAACAUGGAUCUGGGCAAAGCCAGUCUUCUCGUGGUGGCCAGCAUGGUUCUUUCUCUGGACAGUCAGCAGGCUCUAGUCAACAUGGAUCUUGUUGCGGUCAGUCCUCUAGCUACGGUCAGCAGGAAUCUGGCUCAGGUCAGUCUCCCAGCUUUGGCCAGCAGAGCUCUCACUCUGGUCAGUCUUCCCACUAUGGCACAGGCAACUCAGGGUCAAGCCAGUCUUCUAGCCACAGGAGAAGCAGGUCUACAUCACGGGAGUCUUUUGGCUCUCAACAGUAUGGGUCUGGCUCAAGAGGAGCUUCUGGCUUCAGUCAACAUGGAUCUGGGCAAAGCCAGUCUUCUCGUGGUGGCCAGCAUGGUUCUUUCUCUGGACAGUCAACAGGUAGUCGUCAGCAUGGGUCUGGCUCCAGCCAGUCCUCUAGCUAUGGUCAGCAGGAAUCUGGCUCAGGUCAGUCUCCCAGCUUUGGCCAGCAGAGCUCUCACUCUGGUCAGUCUUCCCACUAUGGCACACACAACUCAGGGUCAAGCCAGUCUUCUCACCACAGGAGACACAGCUCUGGCUCAGGACAGCCUUCUGGUUUAGGUCAGUAUGGGUCUACAUCAGGACAGGCUUCUGGCUCCAGCAGGCAAGGAUCUGGACAAGGUCAGUCAUCUAGUACCGGACAAUAUGGUACUUCAUCAGGACAGUCUUCAGGAUGUGGUUCAGGUCAGUCCACUAGCUAUGGACAACAAGGGUCAUCAGGAAGAAGUCAGUCAUCUAGUCACAGGCCAAGCCGGUCUAGCUCAUCAGAGUCUUUUCGCUCCCAACAGUAUGGGUCUGGCUCAAGAGGAGCUUCUGGCUUCAGUCAACAUGGAUCUGGGCAAAGCCAGUCUUCUCGUGGUGGCCAGCAUGGUUCUUUCUCUGGACAGUCAGCAGGCUCUAGUCAACAUGGAUCUUGUUGCGGUCAGUCCUCUAGCUACGGUCAGCAGGAAUCUGGCUCAGGUCAGUCUCCCAGCUUUGGCCAGCAGAGCUCUCACUCUGGUCAGUCUUCCCACUAUGGCACAGGCAACUCAGGGUCAAGCCAGUCUUCUAGCCACAGGAGAAGCAGGUCUGCAUCACGGGAGUCUUUUGGCUCUCAACAGUAUGGGUCUGGCUCAAGAGGAGCUUCUGGCUUCGGUCAACAUGGAUCUGGGCAAAGCCAGUCUUCUCGUGGUGGCCAGCAUGGUUCUUUCUCUGGACAGUCAACAGGUAGUCGUCAGCAUGGGUCUGGCUCCAGCCAGUCCUCUAGCUAUGGUCAGCAGGAAUCUGGCUCAGGUCAGUCUCCCAGCUUUGGCCAGCAGAGCUCUCGUUCUGGUCAGUCUUCCCACUAUGGCACACACAACUCAGGGUCAAGCCAGUCUUCUCACCACAGGAGACACAGCUCUGGCUCAGGACAGCCUUCUGGUUUAGGUCAGUAUGGGUCUACAUCAGGACAGGCUUCUGGCUCCAGCAGGCAAGGAUCUGGACAAGGUCAGUCAUCUAGUACCGGACAAUAUGGUACUUCAUCAGGACAGUCUUCAGGAUGUGGUUCAGGUCAGUCCACUAGCUAUGGACAACAAGGGUCAUCAGGAAGAAGUCAGUCAUCUAGUCACAGGCCAAGCCGGUCUAGCUCAUCAGAGUCUUUUGGCUCCCAACAGUAUGGGUCUGGCUCAAGAGGAGCUUCUGGCUUCAGUCAACAUGGAUCUGGGCAAAGCCAGUCUUCUCGUGGUGGCCAGCAUGGUUCUUUCUCUGGACAGUCAGCAGGCUCUAGUCAACAUGGAUCUUGUUGCGGUCAGUCCUCUAGCUACGGUCAGCAGGAAUCUGGCUCAGGUCAGUCUCCCAGCUUUGGCCAGCAGAGCUCUCACUCUGGUCAGUCUUCCCACUAUGGCACAGGCAACUCAGGGUCAAGACAGUCUUCUAGCCACAGGAGAAGCAGGUCUACAUCACGGGAGUCUUUUGGCUCUCAACAGUAUGGGUCUGGCUCAAGAGGAGCUUCUGGCUUCAGUCAACAUGGAUCUGGGCAAAGCCAGUCUUCUCGUGGUGGCCAGCAUGGUUCUUUCUCUGGACAGUCAACAGGUAGUCGUCAGCAUGGGUCUGGCUCCAGCCAGUCCUCUAGCUAUGGUCAGCAGGAAUCUGGCUCAGGUCAGUCUCCCAGCUUUGGCCAGCAGAGCUCUCACUCUGGUCAGUCUUCCCACUAUGGCACACACAACUCAGGGUCAAGCCAGUCUUCUCACCACAGGAGACACAGCUCUGGCUCAGGACAGCCUUCUGGUUUAGGUCAGUAUGGGUCUACAUCAGGACAGGCUUCUGGCUCCAGCAGGCAAGGAUCUGGACAAGGUCAGUCAUCUAGUACCGGACAAUAUGGUACUUCAUCAGGACAGUCUUCAGGAUGUGGUUCAGGUCAGUCCACUAGCUAUGGACAACAAGGGUCAUCAGGAAGAAGUCAGUCAUCUAGUCACAGGCCAAGCCGGUCUAGCUCAUCAGAGUCUUUUGGCUCCCAACAGUAUGGGUCUGGCUCAAGAGGAGCUUCUGGCUUCAGUCAACAUGGAUCUGGGCAAAGCCAGUCUUCUCGUGGUGGCCAGCAUGGUUCUUUCUCUGGACAGUCAGCAGGCUCUAGUCAACAUGGAUCUUGUUGCGGUCAGUCCUCUAGCUACGGUCAGCAGGAAUCUGGCUCAGGUCAGUCUCCCAGCUUUGGCCAGCAGAGCUCUCACUCUGGUCAGUCUUCCCACUAUGGCACAGGCAACUCAGGGUCAAGCCAGUCUUCUAGCCACAGAAGAAGCAGGUCUACAUCACGGGAGUCUUUUGGCUCUCAACAGUAUGGGUCUGGCUCAAGAGGAGCUUCUGGCUUCGGUCAACAUGGAUCUGGGCAAAGCCAGUCUUCUCGUGGUGGCCAGCAUGGUUCUUUCUCUGGACAGUCAACAGGUAGUCAUCAGCAUGGGUCUGGCUCCAGCCAGUCCUCUAGCUAUGGUCAGCAGGAAUCUGGCUCAGGUCAGUCUCCCAGCUUUGGCCAGCAGAGCUCUCACUCUGGUCAGUCUUCCCACUAUGGCACACACAACUCAGGGUCAAGCCAGUCUUCUCACCACAGGAGACACAGCUCUGGCUCAGGACAGCCUUCUGGUUUAGGUCAGUAUGGGUCUACAUCAGGACAGGCUUCUGGCUCCAGCAGGCAAGGAUCUGGACAAGGUCAGUCAUCUAGUACCGGACAAUAUGGUACUUCAUCAGGACAGUCUUCAGGAUGUGGUUCAGGUCAGUCCACUAGCUAUGGACAACAAGGGUCAUCAGGAAGAAGUCAGUCAUCUAGUCACAGGCCAAGCCGGUCUAGCUCAUCAGAGUCUUUUGGCUCCCAACAGUAUGGGUCUGGCUCAAGAGGAGCUUCUGGCUUCAGUCAACAUGGAUCUGGGCAAAGCCAGUCUUCUCGUGGUGGCCAGCAUGGUUCUUUCUCUGGACAGUCAGCAGGCUCUAGUCAACAUGGAUCUUGUUGCGGUCAGUCCUCUAGCUACGGUCAGCAGGAAUCUAGCUCAGGUCAGUCUCCCAGCUUUGGCCAGCAGAGCUCUCACUCUGGUCAGUCUUCCCACUAUGGCACAGGUAACUCAGGGUCAAGCCAGUUUUCUAGCCACAGGAGAAGCAGGUCUACAUCACGGGAGUCUUUUAGCUCCCAACAUUAUGGGUCUGGCUCAGAGGGGGCUUCUGGCUGUAAUCAUCAUGGAUCAGGACAAGGUCAGUCCUCUCAUAAUGAGCGAUGUAGCUCUUCCUGUGGACAGUCAGCAAGGUAUAAUCAGCAUAGAUCUAUGUCUGGUAAAUCUUUUACCCAUGGACAGCAUUGUUCCUCAUCCGGACAAUCACCAUGCUGUAGUCAUUCUGAAUAUAGCUCAGUUCAGUCAUCUAACUGUGGUCAGCAUGGUUCUCUUUCACAGCAAUCUUCUAGCUAUGACCGGCAAAGAAAUGGGCCACAUCAGCCUUCUUUCUGUUGUAGUCAUGAGUCUACCUCUGGUGCAUCUUCUAAAUUUGGACAGUGUGGGUCUGGUUCAGUAGAGUGUUCUCACUUUGGUGAACAAGGACCUAGUUCAUGUCAGUCUACCUGUGGGUAUCAUGGGUCCAGUAGUCAAUCUUCUUACUCUGGACCAUAUAGUCCAACAUCAGGACAGUCAUACUGUGGGAGUCAGUGUGGAUCUAAUUCAAAUCAGUCUUCCAGCUACUGUCAACAAGGAUCUGGUUCAAGUCAGUCUUCUAACUAUGGCCAACAUGGAUGUUCUGCAAGUCAUCACUCUAAUCAGAGCCAACAUGGUAUUGGUUGUAGUCAGGGUUUUAUCUCUGAACAAUAUGGGUCUGGUUUCUAUCCCUCUUCUGUCUCUGGACAAAAUUGUCCCAGAUCUGGUCUGUGUCCUAGUUCACAACAAUAUGAGUCUUGUUCACGUCCCUCAUUUAGCUCUGGAUCAUGUGUUUCUGGAUAUGGUCAAUAUUCUAGUUACGUGCAACCUCAAUCAAACAGGAAAUAUGGACAAUUUACACCUUCACGUAGAUUCAGUAGAUCUAGUGUUACUGGUAAAUUAUCACUUUGUAAUGUGGACAAUAGACAAGGCGACUCUGACUAUCACAAAGUCAGAGAAGGCAACUCUGAAGUAAAAAAUACAGUUUCAGGUUCUCAUAGUAGCACUCCACUCUAUGAGUAUGUCCAAGAGCAGAGACGCUAAUUCUCAGAGUGAGUAAAGGACUGAGGUAAAAUUAACUUAAAUGUUAAUUUAAGAAAUGAGAAUUGUUCUAGGUAAGAAACCUGUCAUGCAAUUCCUUUCUCAAUUUGGACAUAUCUGCUCUCAUCCUUUUAAAAUGCAAAUUAGCCUAUAUUCCUUGUUAUUGAAUUCCUUCCAAAUAAUGUAUGAUUGUUGGGAUACUCAGUUAAGAUCUAUUGCAGUGGAUAAAUGCUUAGUUUAAGGGGAUUAAGUUUGAAAGAAUAAUUUAAAGAGUAUGGGUUUUAGUUAAGGUAUCUAUGUGAAGGAUUAUUAUUUAGUUAAGGAUAAUGCUAAAGUUAAGCUUAUGGUUUUAAAGGGCAAUAUGUUAUAAGUGUGUUAUCACUCCAGUCACCAAAGCUUUACUCUACAUCAACAUACAGUCUAAUUUUAAUGUAUAUUAUGUUAGAUUGCAAGAGAAAGACAAAUACACAGAUAUAUAUAUAUAUAUAUAUAUAUAACUUUAUCACAGCAGAGAUAUCUGGGUUUCCAUUUGUAAUAAACUGUUUCAGAGUGGAAAAUUUUAGACAUACUACAGCAUGGACAUACAAGUAGUUUACUGGUCUUCCCAAUGUUAUUGUCGAAAUAUCAUCAAUAACAAAGAUGGACAACAAGCUUGCCAUUGUUAUUCUUUGUUCACUGUAAUGUAUUUGUUUCAAGUCUUUGGAUUUAAAUAACUGGACUGCAUAAUAUUUACAAUAAAUUA